CAUAAUUCCCCUUGGCCCUGGGUCACAUUACAUGCUGACACAGAGUGCAUUUUUUUUCCCAGAUAAAUUUACUCUGACUGCCACACUGCAUUAAGCAUUUUACUGUGGAAAACAAGAACCCCAGACUGAUUUACCCUAGGCAGGUUUUGAGGCAUGAUAUUCAAGCUGAAUAUAAGACUGUAGAAUGCGUGUAUUGAAAGAUGGAAAGCAGGAUGCAUACUUCAAACCAUAUCUGUCAGUGUUUGAGUUGAGUGUUAUUUCUGUUAUAUGAGCUGAAAUGGUGUGUGUGUUAAUGCAUGUUUGAGGGCAUGCGAGUCAGAGUGGGCUGGGUUAUCAGAGCAGAGAGACAGAAGGCAGUUUGCGGUGGACAGGGGAGAAUUUCACAUUCUUCAUCUCAACUUUGUCCGUCGCAGUCAUCUGCACAUUGCUGCGUGUCACUGGCACACACUCUCUCUUCUUUCUUUCUUUGCUUUUCCUCUGAUUCAGCUUGAUUGUCAUUCUUCUUAUUCUUAUUCUUAUUCUUUUACCAUCUUCUACCAGAAUAGUUAUUUCUUUCGGUUGCUUUAUCUGUAUCCUUUCAUUCUAUAUCUGACAGUCUGGCUUCAUUUACAUAUUUUAUUUGCAUAACCUAUUGCAAUUUGGUGGUACCAGAUGGAGUCAAAGCAUCAUGGACCUCGACCUCAAAGACCCACAAGUCCAGCCAUGCCUUUCGUAGGUUGGCCCCACACACCUGGACGUGAAGGCCCAGGUCGGAUGUUGCUACGUGAGAUGCUUUGGCAGCUGGAGCAAAGAGUACUUCAGGUUCGAGAGGAGGAGUUCCAGUACUGCAUCUCCCAUGGCAUUCUGGGAUACCGUCACCCAGCAAACCCAAGCCUGCUUGCCGUUAUACCUGCCUCUGAACACCGCCAGCUAGAGCGCCUCUGUGGCCGCAUCCAACCCUCACACACUGCCACUGUACUUUCCAGACUCCAUGAUCUUUUGGCCCACAAUGACAUACCUCCCUGGGAACUGGUGGGUGUCUUCAAGCAAGUUCUUAGAGACUUCCUGAGGAGACAGGAAGACGGCAUGCAGAGACAUCCAGCCCCUUCAGCCCCAUCAACAACUCUUUCUGCUUCCAGUCCACCUACAGAGAGUAAUGACAGAAAUGCAUCUAGUUCUUUAUCAGAGGAGACAGGGAAGCACAGGGAGGAAAUUCCUACUAUUUCUAGUUAUGUGGAUAAACAUUUGCGUGCUGCUUGCCCCUACUCCAUUCACAGAGAUUGGAGUCUGCCCUUUUGCCAUCCUUUUGCUUAUGAGGCUUACAGCACCACAUUGUGAGACACUUAAUUGUAGAAGUUCAACAUGUGCUCAUGGCAAUUCAUAACGAUUUUAUGUUUUGGCAAAUUGAUGGCUAAUUUGUAUGAAUUUGUAGUCUCAUUUCUCUUAUGUUUUUGUAUGAUCUCCUUGCAUCUGGCUGAUUGUUAGGUUUAGGGGUGGACCUUAACAUAAAGCCUUUUAAAUGUACUAAAAAUCACACAUUUUCAUACAAAUCACAUCCUACAAAUUCAUAUGAAAUUACCACCUCUUAA
Messenger RNA from Cyprinus carpio (common carp), 1568 nucleotides. Its product is annotated as retinal degeneration 3 like. The record is from RefSeq and is a predicted model, not a curated record. The coding region runs from base 652 to 1317 and encodes 221 amino acids. The transcript is spliced from 3 exons. Lineage: Eukaryota; Metazoa; Chordata; Actinopteri; Cypriniformes; Cyprinidae.